Sardina pilchardus (European sardine) is the source of this 1512-nucleotide messenger RNA. RefSeq names its product zinc finger protein OZF-like. Lineage: Eukaryota; Metazoa; Chordata; Actinopteri; Clupeiformes; Clupeidae. The transcript is spliced from 5 exons. Gene Ontology annotation, molecular function: RNA polymerase II transcription regulatory region sequence-specific DNA binding; DNA-binding transcription factor activity, RNA polymerase II-specific. The annotation marks the transcript as partial. Gene Ontology annotation, cellular component: nucleus. Gene Ontology annotation, biological process: regulation of transcription by RNA polymerase II. The record is from RefSeq and is a predicted model, not a curated record.
AUGACCAGAACUCUACCUGCAGGAAUCAAACAAAGGAGCGUAGGUGGGGGUGGAGAUGGUCUUCAGGUGGGCUUGACCAGAGCUUCACACAGGAGGGCAGGUGGAGGUGGAGAUGGUCUUCAGGUGGACAUGACCAGAGCUUCACACAGGAGGGCAGGUGGAGGUGGAGAUGGUGUUCAGGUGGGCAUGACCAGAGCUUCACACAGGAGGGCAGGUGGAGGUGGAGAUGGUCUUCAGGUGGGCAUGACCAGAGCUUCACACAGGAGGGCAGGUGGAGGUGGAGAUGGUCUUCAGGUGGGCUUGACCAGAGCUUCACACAGGAGGGCAGUGAAGGAGAUAAAAGAAGAAGAGUCUGAUGAUUUCCUUCAAGAGUAUCUGUCUACAGUUCAGAAGGACAACCCUGGACCGGAUCAUGUGUGCAAGACUGAAACAAACAUGUCAGACAUCAUGGACAUUAAAGAGGAGGAAGAGGCUGAUGUAAGAGAGCAUGGUCAGAAAGACUCUUCUCCUACUGAACUCAACACAGAUAAGAUGAGAUGUGCUGGGGAGAUGGAACAUCAUCGUAAUAAACAUGGAAAGAGCUUUCAUAAGACCAAUCACCUGAAGGCACACCAGACCAUCCACACAGAAGAAAAGCCGUAUCUGUGCAGUGUAUGUGGGAAGAGUUUCAGAGAAAAGCCAUAUCAGUGCACUUACUGCGGAAAGGGUUUUCGACACACAUGUAGCCUCAAGACACACCAGAUGAUCCAUACUGGGGAAAAGCCAAAUCACUGUACUACAUGUGGGAAGAGAUUCAGGGUGAGCAUGAAUCUCAUUAAACAUCAGCACACACAUACAGGAGAAAAGCCAUAUCAGUGCACUGACUGCGGAAAGAGUUUUAGUCAAAUGAGCAGUCUCAAGGCACACCAGAGUAUCCAUACAGGAAAAAAGCCAUAUCAGUGCACUGACUGUGGAAAGGCUUUUAGUCAAAUUGGCAAUCUCAAGAAACACCAGAUGAUCCAUACUGGGGAAAAACCAUAUCCGUGCCCUACAUGUGGGAAAAGUUUCAGGACUAAGAGAGAGGUGACCAUCCAUCAGCGCACACAUACAGGAGAAAAAACAUAUCAGUGCACUGACUGUGGGAAGGGUUUUAGUCAAAUUGGCAAUCUCAAGAGACACCAGAGUAUCCAUACUGGAGAAAAGCCAUAUCAGUGCACUACAUGUGGGAAAAGUUUCAGGACUAAGAUAGAGGUCACCAUCCAUCAGCGCACACAUACAGGAGAAAAGCCAUAUCAGUGUACUGACUGUGGAAAGGCUUUUAGUAUAAUGAGCAAUCUCAAGGCACACCAGAGUAUCCACACAGGAGAAAAGCCAUAUCAGUGCACUGACUGCGGAAAGGGUUUUAUGACUAAGAAAGGGGUCACAAUCCACCAGCGCACACACACAGGAGAAAAGCCAUAUCAGUGCACUGACUGCGGAAAGGAUUUUAGUCAUAUGAGCAGUCUCAAGAGACACCAGAGUAUCCACACAGGA